CAAAGUCGUAAGGCCCUACAUAAAACUGAAUCAGAAGUCAGGAUCAGAUACACUUGUGUUGGCGUCUUGAGGCAAGCUCAACAUGUCUGGUGGCAACAUCAUCCUGGUGACGGGUGGCACCGGCCUGGUGGGCAAAGCCAUCCAGACACUGGUAGAGAAGGAGCUGAAGAGACCGGGCGAGACAUGGGUGUUCCUCAGCUCCAAGGAUGGCGACCUGACGGACCCGGCGGCGACGCGCGCCAUCUUCGAGCGCCACCGACCCACUCACGUCAUCCACCUGGCGGCCAUGGUCGGCGGCCUCUUCCGCAACCUGCGCUACAACUGCGACUUCCUGCGCAAGAACAUCCUGAUCAACGACAACGUGCUUGAGUCGGCGCACCAGCACGACGUGCAGAAGGUGGUGUCGUGCCUCUCCACCUGCAUCUUCCCCGACAAGACCAGCUACCCGAUCGACGAGACGAUGGUGCACAACGGGCCGCCGCACCCGUCCAACUUCGGCUACAGCCACGCCAAGCGGCUGGUGGACGUGCAGAACCGGGCGUACGCGCAGCAGCACGGCCGCCGCUUCACGUCCGUCAUCCCGACCAACGUGUUUGGGCCGCACGACAACUUCAACAUGCAGGACGGCCACGUGCUGCCCGGCCUCAUGCAUAAGGCGUACCUGGCCAAGCAGUCGGGCGAGCCGUUCGUGAUCUGGGGCACCGGCCGGCCGCUGCGUCAGUUCAUCUACUCGCUCGACCUGGCCCGCCUGAUGGUGUGGGCGCUGCGCGAGUACACUGAGGUCGACCCCAUCAUCCUCUCCGUGGACGAGUCGGACGAGGUUUCGAUACGGGACGCGGCUCAGAUGGUGCUGGACGCCAUCGGCUUCCAAGGCCAGGUGGUGCAGGACGACAGCCACGCGGACGGCCAGUACAAGAAGACGGCCAGCAACGCCAAACUGCGCCGGUACCUGCCCGACUUCCAGUUCACGCCUCUGCGCCAGGCCGUACAGGAGACGGUCGACUGGUUCGUCGCCAACUACGACACGGCACGCAAGUAGCCGGGUCGGUUCUCCCGCGCUCCGCGGGUGGAACUGUUGGACGGGCGGCGGGCGGGGCGUCGCUCGGAGUUCGCUGGGGUUCCGCGCCGGCCAAACUUACGUCCGUCCCGGCUGGCUGUGGGGUGCUGCGAUGGAACUGUGUUGUUUUGAGUCACUUGCGGUCGGUGUUGUCGGGAGGGCGCGGCGAACCUUGCAUGAGACGCGUUGGAAAACUGGUCAGCUG
This is a messenger RNA of Pollicipes pollicipes, 1262 nucleotides long. RefSeq names its product GDP-L-fucose synthase. Gene Ontology annotation, biological process: nucleotide-sugar biosynthetic process. Gene Ontology annotation, molecular function: GDP-L-fucose synthase activity. Bases 83 to 1039 code for a protein of 318 amino acids. The record is from RefSeq and is a predicted model, not a curated record. Lineage: Eukaryota; Metazoa; Arthropoda; Thecostraca; Pollicipedomorpha; Pollicipedidae. The transcript is spliced from 8 exons.